GUUUUUGGCAAACAUGCUACUGUUUUGUUUAUGUUUCUCCAUAAUAUCGGAAAUUUUAUCACAGAACCCUUCAAAUUACGCUCAGAGGAGUAUUUAUAAUAAAAUCAAACAGGAAGAUGAAUUUCAGGGAUUCGUUGGUUUGAUUCAGCAUAAUAGGGAUGCUACAAUGGACCUUAUAAGACAUGAAUUAACUAUAUUUGUACCGACAAAUUCUGCUUUUGAAAACUACCCAUAUCCCCUUCAUUCCGAUUUAGCUUUUUAUCAUAUGGCCAACGAGUCUAGGACCUUGAAAGACCUUAAGACUAUUCAGAAUAUUUCAACGAUUGAAGACAAUUUCCCAAAAUUAUGGAUUACCAAAACCGACGAGGGUGUAUUUAUCAAUAAUGCUAAAAUUAUUGAGUUUAGGUCUGAUUAUCCUGGUAGAACUAGGAACGGAAACGAUGGAAAAGAUCAGAUGCUCCACAUUAUUGAUGAUGUUUUAGACCCUAUCGUUCGCCAUCCUAAAUUUCCACAUACAGCCCAUGAUUUUCUGGUUUCAAAUGAAAAAUGGCAUUUGGACGCUAACAAAUCUGUCUCUAGCUUCUUGCAUAAAGUGAGGGAAAAUGAAUUAAGCCAUUUAUACGGAAUAGAAGGUUCUAAUACGUACUUCAUACCGGUAGAUCGUGGUUUUGAUACUCAAAAAUUCAAAAAACUAACCAAAAACUCGAUAUUUGGCCACAUAGUACCUGGCUACGUGUUAUUUACCAGACCCACAAUGAGAAGGCUAAAUUAUGAAACCAUGGCUAACGGUCAUGAUAUCUACAUGGUAUUAUCUUUUGAAGAAAUUGGUAAUAAAUUGUACGUCAAAGGUAGUACAAUAACCGGAACCGAUGAGAACCCGAAAGGUGAAAUGAUGGCUGAAUUAUUGAACGCGAAUAUUCCUGUACAAAAUGGCGUGGUACAUUUGAUUUCCGAGCCUCUGGGGAUUUUUAAAAAAGUGUUAAAACCAUUUCCAUACUUGCCUAUCAUGCAUAAGCUGUCUACUGAUCCUGAAUUGUCUACUGUGUAUGAUAUGGGAGAAACAACAGGUUUCAACAAAAUCUUCACAACUAACAAUUUGAGUUUCACUUACUUCGUCGCGCAAGAUUUCGCAUGGCGACAAAUCAAGAAAAAAGGUCUAAGUUUUUCCGGAACUGACGUAGACCUACUUAAAAGACAUUUAAUAAUAUCCGAAGUACCUUACACAAUGGAAAGUCUUUUGUCAUUAUCGAGCGGCAGAAAUUACACGCAUGUGGAAUUGAAAACGGUGGGAGGUUUUCUAAGAUUUGUGGUGCUUCUAAUUGAAGAUUCUUAUUUUAUUCGAUGGAAUAAAAUGUACAUUAAAGUGUUACGGUCAAAUUAUGAAUGUAGCGAUGGACUUGUGCAUAUUUUGGCUGGGCCUAUUGCAAUUUUAAAUUGAAUUUAAUGUCACGUUUUAUGUAUUAGAAGUUGUAAGUUGCGAGAAAUGGUUUAUUACACAGACGAGAGCUGUGUAAUGCCGGCAGUGCUCGAGUCAUCUGUAGGUAUGAUGUAUUUACUCAUCAAUGGAAAAAUUGUAGAUGCCAAUUUCAAAAAAAUAUCAGAUAACCUUUGGAAAUUAUUUUUUUUUUUAGUUUUAAGCUCCUGUCUUCACAUAGUUUGUUACCAAUGCCUUAACAUAAAAGUCAUAAAAACAGAAAACUAAAACGAACAUAAUUUUAGACAACAAAUAUAUAUAAAAUUUGGCAAAAAUAGUUUCAUAUUCAAACUCUUAUAUUUCUAUACCGACUCAGGGAUGGAAGAACUUUGAAAAGUAAUGGAAGUCUUAAAUCUGGUACAAUGUGACGUAAUUGAAAAACUCAAUAAGAAAUAUGAAAGAAUAGGCUAUAAUCCUUCAAGAAAAGAGUAAUUGAAUUUGCUCACUAACGCUAAAUCAUCUUCAAUAGCCUACUACGUGUUUACCGCAUAGAAUAAUCAUUAAUUGUUUUGCGUCACAAUAGCCAAAUGCAAAUAAAUCAAUUAAACCAAUCAGUAAUUGACGAGCGAAAAGAAUUUAAAUUUACUUACGUCUUUCACUUUUUGUGCCUGGAACAAAUAACAGUAGAGCAAAUUGUCGUUGUCGUCCCGUAAUAGGUAAAGGAACGUGCAGGCAUCAAUAUCAGCUUGCGAAAAUCGUGUAAUUUGAUUGAUUCUGUGUGAGAAUUGUAGUUCAAAGUCCAUGUUGUAGGCUUGGAGGAUGCCGUCUUCCACUCCUACACUUAACUGAAAAAAAAACAUCCAUUAAUCGUCUAUAUAGGUAUUAAAGAGAGCUUUUUUUCUAUUUAACAUGCACGAGUGCAGAUUUGUCACAAAAUAUGUAUGUAUA
Ceutorhynchus assimilis (cabbage seed weevil) is the source of this 2362-nucleotide messenger RNA. The record is from the annotation of a GenBank genome assembly. NCBI's taxonomy places the organism in Eukaryota, Metazoa, Arthropoda, Insecta, Coleoptera, Curculionidae.